UUUGGCUGUGGCUUCGGCGGAAUGGGAAUGGGAAUGUAUGGUGGCUAUGGUGGAUUUGGAUUCCCUGGAUACAUGGGCUAUGGAAUGGGAAUGGGUAUGGGUAUGGGUAUGGGUUACGGUGCAUACGGUAUGGGAUACGGUUAUGGCUACGGAUACGGUCUCGGAUGCUGUGGGAAGAAGUAA
Molecule: messenger RNA, 183 nt
Organism: Strongylus vulgaris
Lineage: Eukaryota; Metazoa; Nematoda; Chromadorea; Rhabditida; Strongylidae
Source: the annotation of a GenBank genome assembly